Elephantulus edwardii (Cape elephant shrew) is the source of this 963-nucleotide messenger RNA. RefSeq names its product apoptosis enhancing nuclease (gene AEN). Gene Ontology annotation, cellular component: nucleus. NCBI's taxonomy places the organism in Eukaryota, Metazoa, Chordata, Mammalia, Macroscelidea, Macroscelididae. The record is from RefSeq and is a predicted model, not a curated record. Bases 1 to 963 code for a protein of 320 amino acids. Gene Ontology annotation, molecular function: exonuclease activity; nucleic acid binding. The transcript has 3 exons.
AUGGUGCCCCGGGACGGCCCUGAGUCUGCCCAGUGUCUGUGUCCUCCUCUGGCCAGCCUGAAAGCUAAGGAUGUGCUUCGCAGAAGGCACAAGCAGAGAAGCCGACAGCAUCAGCGGUUCAUGGCCCGGAAGGCCUUGCUGCAGGAGCAGGGGCUGCUGAGCACACCCCCGGAGCCAGGGUCUUCCCCACCGCCUGUACCCUCGAAGGCUUCUCCAGGUCCCACAGCCUCCAGCAGUGGAACACCUGGUCCCCAAGUUGUACCUGGCAGUGCCCCAUGUAGCCAAAAGCCAGCUUGCAGAAGAGUCACUAUGCCUUUACCUUGCAAGGUUGUGGCCAUUGACUGUGAGAUGGUGGGCACAGGGCCGCGGGGACGAGUGAGCGAGCUGGCCCGCUGCUCCGUGGUGAGCUACCACGGUGAUGUGCUCUAUGAUAAGUACGUCCGGCCUGAGAUGCCCAUCGUAGACUACAGGACCCGCUGGAGCGGCAUCACUUGCAAGCACAUGCGCAAAGCCAUCACUUUCCAAGUGGCCCAGAAAGAGAUCCUUAAGCUCCUGAAAGGCAAAGUGGUGGUGGGCCAUGCUGUGCACAAUGAUUUCCGGGCCCUCAAAUACACCCAUCCUCGGAGCCAGAUCCGCGACACCACUUACGUCCCAAGCUUCCUCAGCCCACCUGGCCUCCCCUCCCGGGCCCGGGUCUCCCUGAAGGACCUGGCCCUGCAGCUGCUGCACAAGAAGAUCCAGGUGGGCCGGCAUGGGCACUCCUCGGUGGAAGAUGCAGCAACAGCCAUGGAGCUGUACCGGUUGGUGGAGGUGCGGUGGGAACAGCAGGAGGCCAGCAGCCCGCAGGACCAUCCUGAAGACAGAGAGCCUGACAGUAGCACAAACUUGGAGCAGUUCAUGGAGGACCAGUACUGGCCCGAUGACCUCACCGUGGGGAGCAUUGGAGAGGAGGGGCAGGCGUAG